GAUCUUACAUUUGAAUGAUCGUGAUCAACCAUGAUAUUCCGUGGUAUUAAUUGUAAGUGCAUGCCACCAAACCCAAGGCAAAAGACCAAGGUGACAACAAUACAAUUACAUUUUCUCCGUCGGAUGGCAACUUGAUCAAAAUGGUAAACGACCAAUGCAGGGAGCUAGAUUUUUGUCCUUGGUCCGUAGGUGGACAACCAUAGCGCCAUCCAAUUUCAAGUCCUUCACAUCCUACAGUGAUCCAAGCUAUCAUCUGGGUGUUUACUACAAAAAUGAAACAAUUAAUGACUUAAUUAAAUCCGGGCGUUUAAACGAUGCCCAAAACCUGUUCAACCAAAUGCCCACAAGAGAUAGCAUUACAUAUAACUUGUUGAUUUCUGGGCACGGUCGAUAUGGGAAUCUAAAGCAAGCUCUGUAUCUUUAUAAAGAAAUGGUUUCGGUAGGAAUCAAAGAAAGUGGUCCUACAUUUUCUUCUGUGGUUACUGUUUGUGGGAAUGGGGGUUUUUAUAGAGAAGGAAUUCAAGUUCAUUGCAGGGUGAUUUCCCUUGGGUUUAGAUUGAAUUUGUAUAUUGUAAGCUCACUUGUGAAUCUUUAUCUGCAUAUGGGACUUGAUUGCGUGGCUCUGAAGUUGUUUGAUCAAUUGCCUGAGCGGAAUUUAGCUGUAUGGAAUUUGAUGCUAAAUGGAUUUUUGGAGCUUGGUAAAAUAGAGAAAUUAUUUGAGUUUUACGGCCAAAUGGAGUGGGACGGUGUCAAGCCCGAUGGACUUAGUUUUUGUUAUUUGUUUCGCGCUUGUUGCAAUGAGAGGUUUGUUAAUGAAGGAAAGCAGCUGCAUUGCCAUGUGAUUAAGGCUGGAUGGGUGGAUCUUAAUGUUUUUGUUGCCAAUGCUUUGGUGGAUUUUUAUUCUGCCUGCAGGAGUGUUGUUGAUGCGAGGAAAGCGUUUUCGAUUAUUCCAGUUGAGGAUGUGAUAUCAUGGAAUUCAAUUAUUUCUGUACACGCUGAGAACAAUUUGUUGUGUGACGCACUUGAGUUAUUUGGUAGGAUGCAUUUCUGGGAGAAAAAACCAUCUGUUCUUUGCUUUUUGGGGUUCUUGAAUUUAUCCAGUAGGAAAGGGGAUAUUCUAUUUGGGAGGCAAAUUCACUGUUUUGUUACAAAAAUUGGCUUUUAUUCUGGGAGUGUUCAUAUUCAGUCGGCUUUAAUUGAUAUGUACGGGAAAUGUGGUGACAUUGGAAGCUCUGUAUCUGUAUAUGAGAGUGCUUCUGAGAGAACUUUGGAGUGCUGUAACUCAUUGGUAACCUCGCUGUUGCACUGUGGUAUCACUGAAGAUGUGUUUGAGAUGUUCGGUUUGAUGGUUGAUGAAGGAAUUGGGAUUGAUGAGGUUACUCUCUCUACUACGCUGAAAGCAUUAUCAGCGACCACUUAUGCUAGUUUGGGCAGCUGCAAACAGUUGCACUGUUGUGCUAUAAAAUCUGGUUAUGAAUCUGAUAUGGCAGUUUCAUGUUCUCUAAUCAAUGGGUAUUCAAGAUGUGGUCAUUUUGAACUUUCUCGCCAGGUUUUCAAAACACUUCGUUCACCAAAUGUCUUCUGCUUUACAUCUAUAAUCAAUGGAUAUGCCCGAAAUGGAAUGGGAAAAGAAGGUGUCAGCUUGUUGGAAGCAAUGAUCCAGAAGGGCCUGAUACCUGACAAAGUGACAUUCUUGUGUGUUUUAAGUGGGUGUGACCAUGCAGGUUUGGUUGAAGAAGGAAAGUUAGUGUUUAACUUAAUGAAAUCUUUUUAUGGCAUUUGCCCGGAACGGCAGCAUUUUUCAUGUAUGAUAGAUCUUUUAGGCCGUGCAGGUCUGCUGAGUGAAGCUGAAAAGUUGUUGCAACAGGCACCAGGAGGGGGUGAUCCUGUGAUGUGGAGUUCAUUGCUACGAAGUUGUAGUAUCUACAAGAAUGAGAUAGUGGGAAAAAGAGCAGCAAAAGUCUUGAUGGAUCUCGGGCAUGAGGAUUUUGCCAGUUGUUUGCAGGUCUCAAAUUUUUAUUCUGAAGUAGGGGAAUUUGAAGCCGCAUUGCAGAUUAGAGAGAUUGGUAUGGCAAGAAAGGUGACGAGGGAGAUUGGUCGCAGUUUAAUUGAGGAAACAUGCUAGAUGACAACUUUAACAUACUUGGAGAGGCUGAAGACCUGGGCAUAGCAGAAGAUGAUGUGGAACUUUUUGAGAUCCCAUCUUGGACAAGUGAACGUGGUGGCAAGGUUCUUGUGAAUGUGGAUAGCUUUGGUGCAG
Theobroma umbraticum is the source of this 2260-nucleotide messenger RNA. RefSeq names its product PPR superfamily protein. Lineage: Eukaryota; Viridiplantae; Streptophyta; Magnoliopsida; Malvales; Malvaceae. Gene Ontology annotation, biological process: RNA modification. The record is from RefSeq and is a predicted model, not a curated record. Gene Ontology annotation, molecular function: RNA binding; protein binding.